Messenger RNA from Cyprinus carpio (common carp), 5234 nucleotides. RefSeq names its product extracellular calcium-sensing receptor-like (gene casr). Gene Ontology annotation, cellular component: membrane. Gene Ontology annotation, molecular function: G protein-coupled receptor activity; calcium ion binding. The transcript has 6 exons. NCBI's taxonomy places the organism in Eukaryota, Metazoa, Chordata, Actinopteri, Cypriniformes, Cyprinidae. The record is from RefSeq and is a predicted model, not a curated record. Gene Ontology annotation, biological process: regulation of calcium ion transport; detection of calcium ion; intracellular calcium ion homeostasis.
AGUUGCAUUGUUUCUGUACCCGCUGUGCAUUACUGUGUGGAUCUUUAUUAAACUGUGUUUUGGAUAUUAUAUUUUUUUCAACAUAUACGUGCAAACUUUUUAAAAAUGAUAUAUGUUCAAACAUAUAUAAUUGGGGUGAUAUGUGCAAAUGGUGAAAAUUUCCAGUGAUAAAUAUCUGUGGGCAAAAUGUCAUUACUCACUAUCAGGAACAGUAGAGUUCAAUUGUUGGAUUCUGGAAGAAAAAGUCUUAACUUUCUCCGUAGGGGAAUUGAAUUUGAAUGUUUGCAUAUAAACGUUUAAAGAUAAACCUACUGUGAGCUAUGAGGAUGCCAACUGAUGGAAUAUGUUUCAGCCUUUUUUUUUUUUUUUUUGAAAGAAUAAACGUUCAGUAGUGAAAUUUCUGAUUAUAAACUAUAUUUCCCAUGCAACCUCCACCAAUCAGAAAAUCAUUAUAAGCAAAAGAGCACCUCAGUGGACACACACUUAUAUGAAGGUCUACUACAAAUGACAUUGUUUCCCUAUGCUUAGUGUGGUGUGUGUAUAUGGGCAGCUGAAAAAGUGAAAAACUUGACACACGUAUAAAUUCUCCUCCACCUUCACAUCUGUUGUAAUAAUUUUAAUUUAUAUUUUAACUUUGCAGUUUAAAUAAACCAUACAUGUCACAAACUUCAAACAGGACAUCUUGCUUUAUUAAUAUUAAUUUAGAAUGUCUUAAAUAACAAACUUUAACAACAUAUGGGCAGAUCCCUUUAGCGCAGCUGAUGACACUUUGAAGUGAUGCUAAAGGAAGUGAGGAUAUUUCAUUUCACUUGAUUUAAAUCCUCAAUCCUUGCGUCCUUCCCUCGCCUCCUGAAGGGGUGGAGCUAAGAUGCGAGGAAAGGAAGUGAGGAAAGGAAAUGAGGAUGCACAAAUAAGAAUUGAAAAGCACCCUAUGCUGCUCUGCCAAUCAAAUUCAAAGACCAGAACUACUGUAACUGUUGUAUAAAUAUAAAAAAUCUUUGUUUUUACUAUUUAUUCAUGUUACUAAGUGUCCCUUUUAUUUAUUUAUUUUUUUCAGGAAUGUCCAGCAUUCAUCAGAACACUGUGUGGUGAAUCAAAAAUCAAACACUAGCUACUUUAAUUUACUUUCAUGGUCUGUGUUUUUAUUCAUCCAUCACAUAAUGAACAGGACAUACAUUUACUGGAGGAAGGAAAAAAGGAAUCUUCAUCUCUCCAAAUAGACCCAUAUAUGAUCAGCAAUGCGGGUGGACUUCCCAGCUCCUUUCCCGCUCAAGAAUGUUUUGGUCUGUCUGACACUCUUUGCAUAUUGUCUGUUGAUUUCAUCAACUAAGGGAAGAACAUUUUAAAAUCUUUUUGACAGAAGGGGCGAUUGACGAAACUAGUGGAAAUUCCAAAACCUGACACUCUGCCAACGUCUACCUUGCCCCAUGAAGACCGCUUCAGAAACCAACUGAAGCAAUGAGGUUUCAUCUGAAGUUUUACUUGCACUACCUGGUUCUGCUGGGUUUCAGCAGUGUAAUUUCGAUCUAUGGCCCACACCAAAGGGCCCAGAAAACAGGUGACAUACUGCUAGGGGGGCUUUUCCCAAUACACUUUGGAGUGGCAUCCAAAGACCAGGAUCUUGCAGCGAGGCCAAUGUCAACUGAGUGUGUCAGAUAUAAUUUUCGUGGAUUCCGUUGGCUGCAAUCUAUGAUCUUUGCUAUAGAGGAAAUCAACAACAGCUCUACUCUUCUGCCAAACAUCACACUUGGCUACCGUAUAUUUGACACAUGUAACACUGUCUCGAAAGGCCUGGAGGCGUCGCUAAGCUUUGUUGCACAGAAUAAGAUUGAUUCACUCAACUUGGAUGAGUUCUGUAACUGCAAAGGGAACAUUCCCUCAACCAUUGCAGUGGUUGGGGCAUCUGGAUCUGCAGUAUCUACAGCAGUGGCUGACCUUCUGGGCCUCUUCUACAUUCCUCAGAUCAGCUAUGCUUCAUCCAGUCGACUUCUGAGCAACAAGAAUCAGUACAAAUCCUUCAUGAGAACUAUCCCCACAGAUGAGUAUCAGGCUAUUGCUAUGGCUGCUAUCAUUGACCACUUCCAGUGGAACUGGGUAAUUGCUAUUGCCUCUGACGAUGAAUAUGGCCGUCCAGGUAUUGAAAAGUUUGAAAAUGAAAUGUUUCAUAGGGACAUCUGCAUUGAUCUAAAUGUUUUAAUUUCACAAUAUAUCGAUGAAGCUGAGAUUCGACGCCUAGCAGACCGCAUUGAAAACUCAACUGCUAAAGUCAUUGCCGUGUUUGCUAGUGGACCAGAUAUCGAGCCACUUAUUAAAGAGAUGGUGAGGCGAAAUGUCACAGACCGUAUCUGGUUGGCAAGUGAGGCGUGGGCCAGCUCUAGCCUGGUUGCCAAGCCAGAGUACCUUGAUGUCAUGGGAGGAACUAUUGGCUUCGCACUGAGAGCUGGUCAUAUACCUGGCUUUAAAGAGUUCUUACAGCAAGUGCACCCAAAGAAGUCCAGCCACAAUGAGUUUGUGAGAGAAUUUUGGGAGGAGACUUUUAACUGUUACCUAAAAGAUAGUCCAAGGAAUGAGGACAGUGAAAAUGGCAGUACAAGUUUCAGACCACUGUGCACUGGUGAAGAAGAUAUUGCAAGUGUGGAGACGCCGUACCUGGACUACACACACCUAAGGAUUUCUUAUAACGUGUAUGUGGCUGUUUAUGCCAUAGCACAGGCACUUCAGGACAUACUAACCUGCACACCUGGAAAAGGAUUGUUUGCUAAUGGUUCUUGUGCAGACAUUAGGAAAGUUGAAGCUUGGCAGGUGGUUCUGAAACAACUGAGACACCUCAACUUUAUAAACAGCAUAGGGGAGAAGGUGUGCUUUGACAAUGGCAGUGAGCUCUCAGCAAAUUAUACGAUCAUAAACUGGCAUCGAUCAUCUGAGGAUGGUUCUGUUGUAUUUAAGGAGGUUGGUUAUUACAGCAUACAUAACAAGAAUGGGGCCAAACUUUCCAUUGAAAAGACUAAGAUACUGUGGAACGGCCAUCUAACUGAGGUACCAUUUUCCAACUGUAGUGAGGAGUGUGAACCUGGAACCAGAAAAGGGAUUAUUGAUGGCAAGCCCACAUGCUGCUUCGAGUGUACAGAGUGCUCGGAUGGGGAGUUCAGUGAUCAUAAAGAUGCCAGCGUUUGCUCUAAAUGCCCAAAUAACUCCUGGUCUAAUGGCAAUCACACAUCCUGCUUUCUGAAGGAGAUUGAGUUUCUGUCCUGGACUGAACCAUUUGGGAUUGCUUUGGCCUUAUUUGCAGUUCUUGGGGUUCUGUUAACAGCUUUUGUGUUGGGUGUUUUUGUGCAAUUCCUUGUUGACUGAAUUGUUUGGGAUUGGUUUGGAGUUAUUUGAUUUCUUUUGCUUUUCUCACUGAUCUGUUGUUUCUCUAGCUCUCUUAUAUUCAUAGGUGAACCACAAGACUGGACGUGUCGUGUACGGCAACCAGCUUUUGGAAUCAGCUUUGUUUUAUGCAUCUCUUGCAUUCUAAUUAAAACCAAUCGUGUCCUACUGGUAUUUGAAGCCAAAAUCCCCACCAGUCUCCACCGUAAAUGGUGGGGACUGAACCUGCAGUUCUUACUGGUGUUCCUGUUCACAUUUGUGCAGGUGAUGAUCUGUGUGGUUUGGUUGUACAAUGCCCCACCAGGGAGUUACAAGAACUAUGACAUUGAUGAGAUCAUCUUUAUCACCUGUAACGAGGGCUCCAUGAUGGCAUUGGGGUUCCUUAUCGGGUAUACAUGCCUGCUGGCAGCUGUUUGUUUCUUCUUCGCAUUCAAGUCUCGGAAACUUCCUGAAAACUUCACAGAGGCCAAGUUCAUAACAUUUAGCAUGCUGAUUUUUUUCAUUGUUUGGAUCUCCUUCAUCCCUGCAUAUUUCAGCACGUAUGGCAAAUUUGUCUCAGCGGUUGAGGUCAUUGCCAUUCUGGCCUCCAGCUUUAGUUUGCUAGCCUGUAUCUUUUUCAACAAGGUGUACAUCAUUCUCCUAAAACCAUCCAGGAACACAAUUGAGGAGGUACGGUGUAGCACAGCAGCUCAUUCUUUUAAAGCAGCAGCAAAAGCGACACUACGACACAGUUCUGCCUCCAGGAAGAGAUCAAGCAGUGUGGGUGGGUCCUCUGCCUCCUCGCCCUCUUCCUCAAUCAGCAUGAAGACCAAUGGGAAUGAAACAGAGUCCUCCUCUACACGGAGACAUAGUCAGAAACCAAGGGUGAGCUUUGGAAGUGGAACAGUCAGUCUCUCCUUAAGCUUUGAGGAAGCUAGAAAGAACUUGGUCAAAUGAGUCCACAAACUGGUUUGUGAAUGAUUGUACUUCCACUGUAAUGUAAAUCUUGUUUUUUAUUAAAGGAUAUGGUUGGUUUUGGUGUCACGGUGGAGGUAUCACAUUUCCAUUAUUUUCUCCAAAGCAACCGCACUGAAUAUGAGAACAGGCAGAACCCCUCCCAGUCUUCAGGCACAGACUAAUCUCUGUCAACAAAACUUAGACCUGCUAUAACUCACUGACACAAGAGUCAUUUGUGUGCGAGCCAUUUGUUUACCACAGCAUUCAUUCAUAGGCACUCUUUAUGUCACUCUGUUGAAGGCAUCUGCAAAAUGUCUUAAAUGUAACAGUAGCAGAUAAAUAAAACAAAAACACUUGAUUUAUGUCUAAUGUGUUUUCUAGUCCCUUGAAAAUAGUUUUACUAGUUCGGAGAAGAGCUUGCAAGCAAAAAGGGAAAGUGACAGAGCCUGUAAUACAACUUGUAUCUAUAUCAGACUGCUGUUUUGAUGUGGUGACAACUCCAAGACUGCAAAGGAUUUUAAAUGGAUCAAGAGAUGACCUUUCUUGCCCAAGAAGCAGGUAAGAUACCUGUUGAUUACAAGUUCUACACAGGCCCUUUUAACUGGAAGCUCUUUUUUGAACAAAGUUUCUUUUCUUUAACCACGGAUGACUCCUCACACGACUGCCUUUUUGAAUUAUCCAUUGUCAACAGUAUUGCUCAUAAUAUGGCUACAAACUGUCAGAACUAACACACCCUUCACUGCACAACACAUGCACUGUAAUAGUGUGACCUUCUUCUCAUUUGAAGUAACUUAAACCAUGCAAAGACAAAUGAUGUAAAAAUUUACAUUUUCCACUAAGUCUGAUGCAACAACUUAAACUUUAAAUAAUUAUUACAAGGAGACAGUUUGAAAACUGACUUUUUACAUAAUUUGUCAUCUAUUGUUUUU